AUGCUGGAGCUUCGACUAGUCCACCCGGAACCUUUGACGGAGUGGAGAUUUCAAGCGUCUUUCGCCGACACGUCCGUUAUCCCCGCCAGGACUGUCAUCCUCGACGACCUCACCGUGGAUGAAGACAACUUUUUGCUGUUUGAUUCCGCACAAACCUCAGACAUCCCGGUCCCGUCACGAUAUUUUAACCCGUUCGUGUAUUUCCCCGGGCUUAGUCGACCUAGUGAUCUAUAUGGACAUGUUUUGCGUAUCAUCGUGACGUCCAUCAAACCUGUCACGCGCAUCGUGAUCAACACCUCGGUGCAGUUCACUCUUACGCCAGACGAAGCUGUGGUAGAGCCGGCCGCCGAUUCCAUCCGCAAGCACUCGGAGGCCGUGGCGAGUCAAGAAGCCAGCCUCUUGAAGGAAAAACCAAGAACGAAGCAGUCGAGACCAGUUCUCCAAAGCAACCACGUCGAGAGCACCGCCAGCCUGGCGAUGGACCAGUGCAGUCCAUGGAGCGCUGGUGAGCAGGAUGACCCCACUUCGAUCACUGACACCACACCAGUGCCAAUACUAGGGCAAAUGAUCACGUUGCAGUUGGAGGACCCUCGAUCCCCGCCACCGAUUGCGUCCCCUCAAAAGGGCCCCACAACGGAGCACCUCGGAAAAUCUCCUCGACUGCCCAUGACUACCAUCGACAAGAAAAAGAUGCAGUUGCAACACCUGCGCACCAGUAUGCGAAGAGAAAUGCUGCGCGAGGAGGAGGUCGACUGCAACAUGUAA
This is a messenger RNA of Phytophthora sojae, 765 nucleotides long. RefSeq lists its product as hypothetical. The record is from RefSeq and is a predicted model, not a curated record. Lineage: Eukaryota; Oomycota; Peronosporomycetes; Peronosporales; Peronosporaceae. The transcript has 5 exons. Bases 1 to 765 code for a protein of 254 amino acids.